Molecule: messenger RNA, 2097 nt
Organism: Plectropomus leopardus (leopard coralgrouper)
Lineage: Eukaryota; Metazoa; Chordata; Actinopteri; Perciformes; Serranidae
Gene: svip
Product: small VCP interacting protein
Biological process (GO): positive regulation of autophagy; negative regulation of retrograde protein transport, ER to cytosol; negative regulation of VCP-NPL4-UFD1 AAA ATPase complex assembly
Cellular component (GO): endoplasmic reticulum membrane
Source: RefSeq, a predicted model, not a curated record
UUGGCAGGCAGUUGAACUCUGACCAAAACAAACUCAGACGGAUAAAUAUUUGGCUUUGACGUCUGACUGUAAAACAUAUAUUUUCCAAAUGCCUAUACGAUUAAACAAGAGGUGCGAGGAGAAAUAAUUUAUUAGCUGGCUUGGAGACGUAACUGCGCUUGUAGCGGUUGGUAGCUUGAGCUAGCUGUUAGCUAGAGCGCUAACGUUACCGUGAGCUAACAGAAGCCGUUAGCUAACGGUAACGUUAUGACAGACGACCCAGCUGGUGGGAGAAGAAGCUGCAGCCUUCGUUGCCUUAACUAUCAGCCCAACAAUUUAAAACUGGCCUGCCUGCUAGUUAGGUAGCUCAGUAGCCUAAACCACUGCGAACUAAUUUUUCUACGUUGCCUUUUACUGCCUGGAAUAACAGCUCCAGUAUGGGGAUGUGCUUACCGUGCCUUGGUGGAGCAGCGGACGACGUUGUUGUCACUCCAGAUCCGGAGACAAGGAGACGACAAUUAGCUGAAGCCGCUGAGAAGAGACAAAAAGAGACAACAUACAGGGGUGUUAAAAAUCCAGAGGCGGUCGAGAGAAAAAAGAAAAAACAAGAAGAAAUGGAAAAACAGGCAAUGACCACCUCUGUGUCUGGUGGUGGCGGCGGCGGGUUGAAGUGGCAGGUGGGCUGAAAAGCAAGAUGGUAACACCUGAAGUCCAAAACAACAUGAAGUAAUGCGGCAAAAAGACUUGAAAGAUGUUUGAACUGCUGUCCAAUUUUUGAUUUUUAAUUUAUUAUGUUACGAGACAAACGGCUACAUGCAAAACAAUCUGAAGUGAAUACAGACAAGACAGCAGGACCUGCCCCCUAGCUGCCAAGUUAAACAAGCCAGUUUGGACCUUCGGACAAGUCAGGGAUGACACGGAAAUGUGUGAGCAAAUGCAGGUCCUACUGUAUUUGUUUUAUCUGACAAUAGAUUAGACCUAGGGCGACCGACAUUAGAUAACACUAAACUAAUAUGGUGACAAAGUCCAGCAGUAUUUCUGCUAUUAUAUUAAGACAAAGCCACCCUCAACACUUUUCAGCUUUUUCACCACACUACUUUCAGUUUUCAUUGUCGAGGAUCAAUAUUUAACGUAAAUCCACAUCCACCACAUACAUUUUUUUAUGACUUCUCCAAAAAUCUGUUAUGCAAAUGACACAUUUUUACAAGUAAAACAGUUUAUGUUUACAAAAAUGUAAGUGUGCUUAUUGUAGGAUUAGUAUAUAAUUUUGAAAAAAAGCACAGUUAAUAUUCAUUUCACCUUAUGUAGGGCUGAAUCUGGUGGCAACAUAAAGACUUGUGCAAACAGUGCAAACUUGUUGGUAUUUACUGAACUUGUAAUGCACUUUGCCUGUCCGUUGGCUGUUUUCGUGACUAGUGCAUGUCACAUACAAGUCCCUUGUUGAUGAGGAAUUAAAUGCAAGGUGUUGUGUCUUCAACAUUGUGCUCAGAAUAUGUUUGAAAAGCACACCUGUUCUUGAUGCAACAUUACUUUAUACACUAAUUUGGGAGUUCAGUCAGGAACACUUAACACUAAAACAUUCUCCAGCCACUAUCGAUGAAAAGGAGCGCACAAAGACAAGCUGUUAAUGACUUUGUGCACAUGGCCUGUUGCACUUUGCACUCAUCUUUCCAAUCACUCCUCUAAUAAAUAAGCCCUUUUUUGUUUUGUUUCUGCACAAUUGUUUGAGUUUGUUGCAUUUGAUUACAAUGUAUGCUAAACACUGAUGCGAUGCCUGCUUAAUUUAAAUGCUAUGAAAUGUGUCUGUGAAUUGCCAUAUUGCAAACAGAAGCUUUUGUUAGACAUCUAUUCGCACACAGUUUGUCAACAUUUGGUGAACAGCAAACAUGCUUGCUAACACUCGGUUGGGAGAGAUUCAUGUCAACUGUAACAGAAACAGAAAAAAGAUGAAGGAAAAGAAACAAGUGAAGUGUGUAGAGUACGUUGUGAAGUAGUUUGACUUGCUAAACCGAGUGCAUUUCUUACACUUGAUCCUUAAAUGCUUCCGGUGCUCUCACCAUUUUGUAGAACAGGAAAUCUAGCCAAUGUUAUUUGCUACAAUAAAUCACAUUUCUGCUA